AUGUCAUUCACUAUUACAAAUCUAUCCGUUUCGAAUUCGUAUGAUGAUAAGUCUUCAUUAGCUGUCACUGUAAAUGAUUCAUAUCGUUGGCUUGAAGAUCCUGAUUAUGAUGAAACAGGUAAAAUUGUUUCAGAGCAAACUGUAAUUAGCCAAGGUUAUUUAAAUAAAAUUCCUUAUCGUACAAAAUUCUUUGGACAUCUUAAAGAAGAAUUUGAUAUUCCAAAACUCUCUUGUCCAUCAAAACAACCGAAUGAAAAAUAUUAUUAUUUUAUGAAUACAGGUCUACAAAAUCAAGAUGUCUAUUAUGAAUUAGAUUCAUUAUCAAAGUCAACUAGUCAAGCACAAAUUUUAAUUGAUCCAAAUACAUUUUUCUAA
Rotaria sp. Silwood2 is the source of this 375-nucleotide messenger RNA. Lineage: Eukaryota; Metazoa; Rotifera; Eurotatoria; Philodinida; Philodinidae. The record is from the annotation of a GenBank genome assembly.